Messenger RNA from Nothobranchius furzeri (turquoise killifish), 3204 nucleotides. The record is from RefSeq and is a predicted model, not a curated record. Lineage: Eukaryota; Metazoa; Chordata; Actinopteri; Cyprinodontiformes; Nothobranchiidae.
AUUCCCCUCCUGCAGAUCCGAAGUCCGGAGGCAUUUUGGUUCAUACAGGACUAUUAAACUUUAACUUAACGAGCUCGUGCAUGAUCCGGGUUUUAUAAGUCUCGUGUCUUCAGAGAGAGAGAGAGAGAGUGCGGAACAGAGGGGGAGGACUUCAGUCAGGGGCUGCCGAUGCUGCGUUAAAGAUCCAACUAAACCCUCAGCUGAAAAUACCGCAACAUGGCCAAGGUGAAGUUUGUUCCAUCUGUAGAAGCUGAAUCCAACAGGAGAAAACCUGCAGACGAGGGCAGCGUCUCUCCUUAGUCAGCAGAUUUCACUCACCUAAAAACCUAAAAAACAAACCAGUCUAGGGGCUCUGGUGUCACGUGAUCUCCCCAGAAACUAUGUGGAACCAAUUACCCGCUCAGCAUCUGCUUCAUAGUGGUUAACGAGUUCUGUGAACGCUUCUCCUACUAUGGCAUGAAAGCGGUGCUGACCCUGUACUUCCUCAGCUACCUGAAGUGGGACAAAGACCUGUCCACAGCUGUCUAUCAUGCCUUUAGUGGUCUCUGCUACUUCACUCCCAUCCUAGGAGCGCUCAUCGCUGACUCCUGGCUCGGAAAGUUCAAAACCAUCAUCUACCUGUCCAUUGUUUACGUGAUCGGCCAUGUGAUAAAGUCAGUGGGAGCCAUUCCCACGGUGGGAAACAAGGACGUGCACAUAGCUCUGUCUAUGUUGGGCCUGAUCCUCAUAGCCUUCGGCACCGGAGGAAUCAAACCCUGCGUGGCGGCAUUCGGAGGAGACCAGUUCGACGAGGACAGCAUGAAAGAAAGGCAAAAGUUCUUCUCCAUUUUCUACAUGUCCAUCAAUGCCGGAAGCCUCCUGUCUACUGUGAUCACUCCCGUGUUGAGAGGGGACGUGAAGUGUUUUGGUGAAGACUGCUACGCUCUGGCCUUUGGAGUUCCUGCAGCUCUGAUGAUGGUGGCUUUAGCCGUGUUCAUUUUUGGCAGCAGUCUUUACAAGAAGAAUCCACCUCAGGGAAACAUCUUGUUGCAAGUCUGCAACUGCAUCGGUUUUGCUAUUAAAAACCGCUGGAACAGCUCCAAGUCUGCCCCAAAGAGGACGCACUGGCUGGACUGGGCUGAGGACAAGUACUCGGUACGAAAACCUUCCUCAAGAAUGAUUCCUGAGAACGUAAACUGUAAAUUCCUGGAAACAUUAAAUCCGUUUAUUGUGUUCUUUUCCCAACAGAAGCGCCUGAUUGAGGAGAUUAGGAUGGUCCUGCGGGUUCUGGUGCUCUACAUCCCUCUGCCGAUGUUUUGGGCUCUGUUUGAUCAGCAGGGUUCUCGCUGGACGCUCCAAGCCACAAGAAUGAACCUGGCUUUUGGAGAGUCCUUCACUAUCAAGCCUGACCAGAUGCAGAUGCUGAAUGCUCUGAUGAUUCUGCUCUUUGUGCCCAUCUUUGACCUCAUCAUCUAUCCGCUCGUCAGCCUGUGUCGGAUCAACAUCAGGCCUCUCAGGAAAAUGGCCACCGGGAUGAUUUUUGCAGCGCUCGCCUUUGGAGCAGCCACUCUUGUGGAGGUCAAUGUUGUGAAAACCGUAGUGGAACCAGCUCCUGCAGGGAAGUGUCUCCUGCAGGUUUAUAACCUGGCAGGACGAGACAUCAGUGUGAAGGUCCCAGACAAUGAUGUGUUUCCAGACCCAAUCAAGGACCUUCAGGACCUUCCGAAUUAUGAAACACUCCUCCUCGAGGCUUCCAGCAAGGUCCUGGGAAUUGCGGUCACACUUUCUGGAAAGGAAUCAGUGUGUGAGCAGACGUUUGAAGAGCAGAAGGCUUACAGUCUCAUCAUUUACAAUACGAAUAGUGGAAUUAAGUGCAAAAUGGUAGAAGAUUACAUAAAGAAAAAUGAAGACGGGAACCCUAAUAUUAGGUUCUUCAACACUCGGCCAGAGCCCGUGAACCUAACGGUUGGACGUGAGCAGUUUUACGUUCCCUCUGAUUACAGCAUGACUCCAAACAAGAGCGUGGAUCGAGGAGAGUACCCAUCAGUGAACUGCAGCGCCAGGCCAGAGACCUGUGACAGUCUGAAUCUGGGCCUGCUGGACUUUGGAGCCUCCUACACGUUCAUCCUCCUCCAGGAAUCAGGUACGAUUGUGGCUAAAAGGAUGGAGGACGUGGAAGCCAACAACGUGCACAUCGCCUGGCAGAUCCCCCAAUACGUUCUCCUGACCGCAGGAGAGGUCAUGUUCUCCAUCACGGGCCUGGAGUUCUCCUAUUCACAGGCUCCAACCAACAUGAAGUCGGUCCUGCAGGCCGGCUGGCUGCUCACGGUGGCGUUUGGGAACGUGAUAGUGCUGAUUGUGGCCGAAGGUGCAGGACUGGAGCAGUGGAAGGAGUUCCUGCUGUUUGCCGGCCUCCUGCUGGGCGUUUGCGUCAUCUUCUCCAUCAUGGCCUACUUCUACACAAACAAUGACCCCGAACAGCUGGACAAGAUUUUCUUGGAGGACUCGAGAUGGGACGAAGACGAGGAUGACAACAUGAAGAAGAAAAACGAAGAGAUCCAGCUGAACAAAGCGGGGAAGAGCACCAGGCUGUAACCGGGUCCCCGUGGGUUUAUUCAGAUAAAAGUGAAGAUGUGAUUGUGAGACCUAUCUUAUUCUGAAGUUGUGUUUUUUUUGCAGCAAAAUGUACUUUUGUGCACCUUCCUCACCAUCCUGUUUGUUCUAAUGGAACAGGCAGAAUAACUAUGUGAAAAAGUGUUGACCAGAUAAUGUGAUUGUUUCAUGGUGUUGUUGUAGAUGUUAAGAAUCUGUAUAUAUGUGCUGCAUCUUGGUGUUAACAUGCUGUUUUCUGUGUUAUAACUAUUAACUACAGGUUUACACAGCGUGUCUAUGACACCAGCAGAGACCAUUCUAGUCUUAACGUAACUAACUGAAGGAUUUCUAAAGUCUGAUGGCAUAUCAGCCGGUUUACCAGUAAACACACACAUGACGGGUAUAAUGGCUUUGUUUGUAUUUCUGCAGAUCUGUUCAUGAUCAACCCCACAGCGUUAGCGGGGUCGUUUACAGGAACGAGGACUGGUGUGUUGAAACCCGUCAGCCUCCACAUAUAAACCUGAUCCGUUGUGUUUGUUUUGUGGGCUUAUUUUAUGAUUCGAUUCAGGGAAAGUGGAAAUGAAGCUGAUCCCUGAAAACAUGUAAAUAAAAUAAAUGACCAUGAUGCUAAAA